GUCAUUAAAUACAUCAAAUUAAGUUAAAUUCAAGUUUAUUUUUUGUUGCAUUGACUGUUGUAUUAUUAGGAUUGAAAUAUUAUGUUUAGACUUUGCCUUGCUAAAUCAGAAGGAUAUUUUUAUAGUUCUUUGAAUCCUGUGUUUAUGUGUAGGUCUUAUGGGGAUGGCCAUAUGUCUUCGAACUUUCAUUGGUCAGACCACCAUGGCAAUACCAGAAACAAUUCUACCAUGUCAAAAAUGCAGCACCAGUAUUGGGUAACAAAAGAAACUGUACUUAAAAAGCUUGGUAAAAAACAAGAUGAACAUAUAGUUGCAAGUGAUGCCGAGCUAGAUGCCAAGCUUGAAUUAUUUAAGUCAAUCCAGGAGAGCUGUUUAGAUUUACAGAGAAUUAUUGAUAAAUACCAGGAAAGGUUAUGUGUCCUUGCACAGGAGGAAAACUCUAUGGGUCGUUUCUUAAAAGAAUCAGGUAAAGCUGAUAAGACUGGGGCAGGAAGUUUAAUGAUAUCACUUGGGAAGACUAUGUCACAAGCUGGUCAGCAACGAAUUUCUUUAAGGUCUCCACUUUUGCGACUUUUCCAGGAAGUGGAAACAUUUAGGCAAAGGGCGAUUGAAGAUACUGAGAGAACUGUGCAAGCGAUGGAAAAAGCUCGUACUAAAUACAGAGCUUCUCUUUCUUGGAUGAAGGAUGUUUCUCAGUCAUUGGAUCCCGAUGCUUAUUCUCAGUUAGAGAAAUUCAAAAAGGUGCAAGGUAAGGUAAAGACUAACAAAACCCAGUUUGAUCAGUUCAAAGUGGACACCCUGGAAAAGGUAGAUUUGCUGGCAGCAGCGAGAUGCAACAUGUUCUCUCACGCCCUUUCUCAAUACCACAGCAAUUUGCUCAAAUUCGCAGCUGGUUCUGCGGCUGCCUAUCAGGCCAUCGCCGACGUUUGUUCUGAACAUCAACAUUUUGAGUGGAACGUUGUGAAGGAACUGUCCGAUUUAACGCCUUUAGAGCAACAGCAACCACAACAGCCAGAAGCUCCUGAUUCUGAUGAAAAAUUACUGAAUUUUGACGAUGACCUUGAGCCGAGCCAAACUGACAAAGAGGCUAGCAAUGACAUGGCUGCCGAGGACCAGCUGACGGAAGACGCUAGUUCAAUGCUGGCUGCGCCUGGCUCUGGAUAUUUGCCAUCCCAAUUGCUCCUCAGCGAAGGCCAGUCAUUCUUCUCCGAUCAGCUAGAUAAAGGAAAGACUUCAGAAAAAAAACCAUCAGAUACGGAGAAAAGCGAAAGUUCGUGGCUGGACCUCAUCUCAGAGCUGGAUCCUUUGGCAAACCCCGACUCGGUCGGGCAAAGGGCGACCCUGGAACCUUUCGGUGAUUGUUAGUGUGCCAUCGUGGCAUUUAGAAUCUCUCUUUCUACAUUGUCAGCUCCGAUUCAACUCAAGAUAACUAUUUUCUAAAAUCUUUUUUAUAUUUUUCUUGUUGUUUUUGGGUUUUAAGUUAAAUACUUGCAAAAAUUUUAAACUGGGAGGUGUUCAGAUAAUCUAGUUUUUAUUAAUCUUUUAAGAUUAGUUUAAUACUUCAACAAUGAUUGUAUUGUGACGAGUAUAUAUAAGGGAAAUUUGAAAUGAAAUGAAACAUUUCACAAAUUUCUUUUCCAUUAAUCCAAAAAUAAUAAUAAAUUGUCCAAAAAUAAUUUACUAUAUAUAUAUAGGACAAAAAAUGAAAUGUAAUAUACAUGUAUGUGAUUACUGGUAUUAGUUUUAUUUUUAUUGUGUAUAUAAAUAGAUUAAAAGGCAAUAGUAUAUAAUUGAUAACUAUUGAUAAGAAUAUUAUGCUAGUUAUACCUAUGUUUUAUUUAUUUAACUCCAUCUGGCAGAAAAAUAAUCUAUUUAUCCAUAUCUAAUGCUUAUACCCAUAGUCACUUAUAGUGUUUUCCUGUAAUAUAAUACUGUUCUAUUAUUUUCAACAUAUUUACAUUAAAUAUUUGUUGGAGGUCAAUUGGUGAUCCAUCUCUUUUAAAGUUAUUGCAAGUGCAUUCCGGAGGAAUAUUAACUUAUUUUAUUUAGUAAACCUUUUUCUUCCUAGUUUUGGAUAGCAAUGUUUAAUAAGUUAUCAGUUUGGUGGGGUUGGGGUUUCUACAUAAAAAAGUUUAUCUUCACUGAAGUUUGAGGUUUAGGAGAAAAGGGUUAAUUCAUUUUAUUAUAUUGGUGAACGAUUGAUUAACAGAGGAGCAUGUCAUAUUUUAGAUUUUGAUAACAGCUUCAAAUAAAUUAUGAUUAGCAUUGGAAACAUUUAGUGCACACUCACAUUUAGUGCUUGUCUAAUAUCUCUGCCCUUCCAAACAGUCAGCAUCAAAAGACACUCCGCUAUGUAUGGUUUCUGAAAAAAAAGAGAAGUCUGCCAAGUAAGGUCAGUAUAACUUCCUCGCCGUUUUCAUAAACUAAAAAAUAUUUAUGUUACAAGGUCUAACAUUUUUUGUAUAAGAAUAAAAUCACCAGAAGAAGCCGUUUUCGGAAAUUCAGUAAUUCCUCAACUUGUACGGGUUUGAUAGUUUUGUUCAUUGAAUACUAAAAUGUGAAAGAGUUCUGCAUUUGCAGAUUGCAAAUUUGAUGAUUCGUGAUUAAAAAAAAUUUCCAGUGCAUACUGAACAUUAAAAUCACUACUGUUAGUGCAAAAGACAGUAUGUAAAAAUUGAAUGUUUUACAGGAGUGCAUAAGAACUAUUUGUUUCUUUAUGAUUUAUUAAUAUAAUUUCAUAUUUUAUUGCUCUCUGUUAUUUUUUAUUGUAGCAGACUGCUUAUAUCAGUUGCAGACAACAAAAUAUCACCUUUUGCACUAUCAGUAGUGAUAAAUACUUAAUAGGAAAAAUUAAACUUUUUGUUUGUUCAGAAUUAACUCUCAUAUAAAAAUAUGUGUGAAGUUCACACAUUUUUGAUAUUUAAGGAUGAAAUCAAGACCACAACGAGCUAGUAAAACUGUGAUAGAAAUAAACACAAUCACAAAUAAGAAUUUUUUUUUAUACACUCAAG
Messenger RNA from Nezara viridula (southern green stink bug), 3011 nucleotides. Lineage: Eukaryota; Metazoa; Arthropoda; Insecta; Hemiptera; Pentatomidae. The record is from the annotation of a GenBank genome assembly.